UUCAAGAUGUCUACGAGCAGUGUGUAAUCUGUCAAAAUAUUUGUCAGACGAUCUGUCAAAAUAUUUGUCAUCGAUUAUAAUAUUGCUUAAAAAAUGUCGGCUAUGUUAACUGCCGAUUGGUUUCCUCUAGGACGAGACGUAUACUUUCGAAAAUUUGAGCUGUACCCGAUAUCCUUCCAGCAGGAAAUUUCUAUUAAUAAUUUAUUAGUGGCUGCUCCUUAUGGAGGUUCCAUUGCUGUAACGAGAAACCCCAAGAAGCUUGUCAAAGUUCAAGGAGCUAGCAAGCCUUUAAUAUUACUGUACACAGCAUCAGGAAAAUUGACAGCCAGAUUACAAUGGAGCAGCGGACAGUUGAUAACAUUUGGCUGGUCGCAACAGGAGGAAUUGUUGUGUGUACAAGAUGAUGGAAUGGUUCUAAUAUAUGACAUGUUUGGAACUUAUCAGCAUACUUUCAGCAUGGGAAAUGCAGCUAAAGAUACUAAAGUUGUUGAUGCAAAAUUCUUCGCAACAUCUAACAGCACCGGGAUAGCUGUUUUAACAUCUACUAAUCGUAUAUUUCUGGUAAACAAUGUAUCCGAGCCUAAAGUUCGACCAAUUACUGAUAUGCCAAGAUAUGGUGGAUCAAUUGAUUGUUGGUGCAUGGUACAUUAUGAUAGGGAAACACAGGUGAUUUUGUCAAAUAGAGAAGGAAUAUUUGUAAUUCAGCAAUCCCAUCAAAACACAUUUGCAUUUAACAAUCUCUUCAGCAACAAGAUUAACAGUGUGAUAGCAAUGACUGUAUCUGGUAAUUAUCGACAUAUUGCACUCUAUGCUGACACUGGACACUUGUAUAUCGGUUCAAUAGACUUCAGGGAGAAAUAUUGUGAAUGCUAUACAAAUAUGAAAGAACCUUUGACAAAUAUAGCCUGGUGUGGCACGGAAGCUGUGGUAUGCAGCUGGGACAGUGCAAUAAUGGUGGUAGGACGUACAGCUGAGACUAUAGUAUACAAUUACGACGGUCCGGUACACUUGGUUACAGAAAUCGACGGAGUGCGUGUACUUUCGAGCUGCUCCCACGAAAUGAUACAAAAAGUACCAAAUGUCGUGCAAAGAAUAUUUAGAAUCAACUCGACGGAUCCCGCUUCGUAUCUCCUGGAAGCCUCUAAGCAAUUUCAGAAAAAGAGUCAUAAGGCUGACAGUUACAUAGAUCUAGUGAAAGAUAAACUGGACUCUGCGAUAAAAGCGUGCAUCGACGGAGCAAGUCACGAGUUUGAUUUUGAAACGCAAAAGAUUUUGAUGCGAGCUGCCAAGUUUGGAAAAGGAUUCAGCAAAAGAAUGGAUUCGGAAUAUUAUGUUCAAAUGUGCAGAACUUUGAGAGUCUUGAAUGCAGUGAGACAUCCUGCUGUGGGUAUUCCACUAACAUAUACACAAUUUAAUGUUCUUACAAAUCAAGUACUACUAGACAGAUUAGUAGUGCGAAGACAUUAUUAUUUAAGUAUACAAAUAGCGCGUCACUUGCAAUUACCCGAGAUUGAUGGAGAAAGUAGAAUACUCGCACAUUGGGCUUGCUAUAAGGUGAAACAAACACAAUUGGAUAAAGAACAAAUAGCAGAAGAGAUAGCUGAUAAAUUAGGAUAUGCUCCUGGUGUUUCGUACAGUGAAAUUGCAAAGAGGGCAGCAGAUUGUGGGCGAAAACAAUUAGCUAUUAAAUUAAUCGACUAUGAACCGCGUGCGCAUCAACAAGUACCCUUGCUAUUAACGCUCGGCGAGGAACGAGCCGCUUUACAUAAAGCAGUAGAGAGUGGUAAUACGGAUCUAGUCUAUACCGUCAUUCUGCAUCUUAGAGAGAAUAUGACUCUCGGAGAUUUUCAAAUGUCUAUAAUGCAUUGCCCUCUAGCAAUGGCAUUAUAUAUUAAAUACUGUCAAAGUCAUAAUAGAGAGACAUUACGCGAUAUUUAUAAUCAGUAUGACGACUUUCAUUCGCAAGCAGUGUGGUUUAUCACUGAGAGUUAUCAACGAAAGAACACCAUGUCGAGAGAUGCAUUAUUGCAAUCUGCACAAGAAAAUUUCAGAUUGGCUCGUAAUGACACCAAUGCAUCACUAACAGAAGAACAGAUAAAGUUAUUAAAGUAUCAGAGAUCUUUAGAGGAUACAUUACACGAGUCAAUCGUUGGAAAGCCUCUACAUGAUACUGUAAAAAUAUUAUUAUUGCGUAAUGAAUUGAAAUUGGCGGAUAAAUUACGAUCAGAGUAUAAAAUACCAGAUCGGAGAUAUUGGUGGUUAAAGAUACAAUGUCUAGCAGAACAAGGUCUGUGGAGCGAUUUGGAGAAAUUCUCAAAAAGUAAAAAGUCUCCUAUCGGCUAUGAGCCAUUUGUAGAUGAAUGUCUCAAAUAUAAUGAAAAAUUAGAAGCGAGAAAAUACUUAGUCAAAGUUAAAGAUGAUCUCAAAGUAAAGUAUCUAGUAAAAUUAAAUAUGCUGAGUGAAGCAGCAAAAACAGCAUUUGAUCAAAAAGAUACUUCUGCUCUUACAUUUGUACUAGCACAAUGCGGACCAACAGACAGACAAUUGAUAGAUAAGAUUAAUAUGUAUUUAGCUAGUUUUAAAAAUUAAAGUUUCUUCACUUU
Molecule: messenger RNA, 2603 nt
Organism: Nylanderia fulva
Lineage: Eukaryota; Metazoa; Arthropoda; Insecta; Hymenoptera; Formicidae
Gene: Vps16A
Product: vacuolar protein sorting 16
Biological process (GO): intracellular protein transport; vacuole fusion, non-autophagic; endosomal transport
Cellular component (GO): lysosomal membrane; HOPS complex; cytoplasm
Molecular function (GO): actin binding
Source: RefSeq, a predicted model, not a curated record